Molecule: messenger RNA, 1096 nt
Organism: Arabidopsis lyrata subsp. lyrata
Lineage: Eukaryota; Viridiplantae; Streptophyta; Magnoliopsida; Brassicales; Brassicaceae
Product: 60S ribosomal protein L7-1
Exons: 6
Coding region: 234-977 (247 amino acids)
Biological process (GO): maturation of LSU-rRNA from tricistronic rRNA transcript (SSU-rRNA, 5.8S rRNA, LSU-rRNA)
Cellular component (GO): cytosolic large ribosomal subunit
Molecular function (GO): RNA binding; structural constituent of ribosome
Source: RefSeq, a predicted model, not a curated record
GUAAGGCCUUACAGAAGCCCAAAUAUAUUGGGCUUUAAGUGUAAAAUUUUAAUGUCUGGCCCGGACCGUAAUUAGGUCUGGUGGCAAAGUUGUUAAUAACACAAAAGAGAUCUUAGUUAAUAAUAAACCCUAGUGUUCUCGUUCUCGGCCAUUGCUACCAAACUUCAACUUCGAAUUCAUUCAGCCGCCGUUCAAAUUGCUUCGCCGCCACCGAAGCAAAGAGUAGAGAGAUAAUGGCUGAAGAAGAAGCUAAGGGUUUGGAUUACAUACCGGAGAUUGUACUGAAGAAGAGGAAGAACAGAGAUGAGCUUGCCUUUAUCAGGAAGAAGCAACUUGAGUUGGGAAAUUUCGGCAAGAAGAAGAAGAAAGUCUCUGACAUCAAACGUCCUGAAGAUUUUGUGCUUGAGUUCAGGGCUAAGGAAAUAGAUAUGAUCCGGAUGAAGCAAAGAGUAAAGAGGCCAAAGUCAUCUCCUCCACCAGUUAAAUCAGACCUGGUUUUCAUCAUACGCAUACAAGGCAAGAAUGAUAUGCACCCCAAGACCAAGAGGAUUCUUAACAAUUUGCAACUUAGGAGCGUCUUUACUGGUGUAUUUGCCAAAGCAACUGACAGUUUGUUCCAAAAGCUUCUCAAAGUGCAGCCUUAUGUCACUUAUGGAUACCCGAAUGAUAAGAGCGUUAAGGACCUCAUAUACAAAAAGGGAUACACAAUCAUAGAGGGAAAUCCUGUUCCUCUUACUGACAACAACAUAAUCGAACAGGCUCUAGGAGAACACAAAAUCUUUGGCAUAGAAGACCUUGUGAAUGAGAUAGCAAGAGUUGGCGAUCAUUUCAGAGAAGUUAUGAAAUUCUUGGGACCCUUGAAACUCAACAAGCCUGUGGCUGAUGUUUUGCACGGGAAGAAACAAGUUUUCAGCGAAGGAGGAGAUACUGGAAACCGCGAAGAUAAGAUCAAUGAUCUCAUCAGCAAAAUGAAUUAGAAGCAGCAAUCCUUGUAAUCGCUAGCUACUUACUAUAUUUCCUUUAAAAGAUCUGUAUGAGGCUAAAAAAACAGAAACGCUAUUGCAAUUUUGAUAAAAGGGACAUUCGCAGUUUUAUA